Messenger RNA from Tripterygium wilfordii, 639 nucleotides. Its product is annotated as anthranilate N-methyltransferase-like. The record is from RefSeq and is a predicted model, not a curated record. Gene Ontology annotation, biological process: methylation. The coding region runs from base 154 to 516 and encodes 120 amino acids. Gene Ontology annotation, molecular function: S-adenosylmethionine-dependent methyltransferase activity; O-methyltransferase activity. Lineage: Eukaryota; Viridiplantae; Streptophyta; Magnoliopsida; Celastrales; Celastraceae. The transcript has a single exon.
AUGUAAGGAUUCAUCUUUCUCCAAAGCCCAUUUUGAGAACCCAAAGAAAGAAAUAACAAUGUCCAAGCCCAACAAGUAUCCACACUCUUUUAUGUGCUAUCCCCCACAAAACUUUCCUUCAUUUUCGCGAGAAAAUAAAAUCUGAUCUGUCCUAUGAAAAAAAUAGAACCUCUAGUGAAUAUGCAUUAUAGCGACAUUAUUCUUCGAGCUGGUUUCAAGGGGGUAUUGCAUAACUGGACUGAUGAACACUGCUUGAAGUUAUGGAAGAACUGCUAUAAUGCAAUUCCUGAUGAAGGAAAGGUGAUUAUUGUGGAUGCAAUACUUCCAGUCAUGCCUGAACCUAGUGCUGCUGUGAGAGCAACUUCUGGGUUUGAUGUGCUAAUGAUGACUCAAAGCUCUGCAGGAAAGGAGAGAACUCAACAAGAAUUCAUGGCUUUAGCUACUGGGGCUGGAUUUAAGGGCAUCAGAUUUGAGUGCUUUGUCUGUAAUUUUUGGGUUAUGGAGUUUUUUAAGUAGAUGAUGUACUUGGUGAUUCUCUGGUCGGAUUGUUUCUGAUGACAAUAAUGAACACAUUUGUUGUGUUAAGUUCUUGCAAUGUAGUCUCUUUCUUUCUUAUAAAAAACUUUUUUAAUUCCGGAU